CUCUCAAUAUCUACACACAUUUCAUAACAUCACAAGUAGCCAUGAAUUGCUUGAAAAUUUUCCUUUUGCUAGCCAUUAUAAUGGUUUCAGCAACUAUACUUUCGGCGGCUUCAUCAGUCGAUAAAUUAGAAGAAGAAAUGCCCGUAAUAGAUGACAAGAAUAAUGAAGUUGACGAUAUGGUUGAAUCAUUUGAAGCCCCUUUGAAUGAAACUGAUGAAAGUUCAUCAUCCAUUCGAGGGGCUAGUCGUUUUCUUUUAGCACAUGAAUCUCCUUAUUACAAGUCCAAAAUCAUAAAACAGCGUAUGACAUGUAACAAGAACCCUAGAAUAUGUCGUGCCAAAGGUAGCCCAGGGCCAUUUUGCUGCAAGAAGAAGUGUGUAAACGUGUUUGCGGACAGGCAUAAUUGUGGAAUUUGUGGGAAGAAAUGCAGGUACAAUGAGACUUGUUGUAGAGGGAAAUGCGUUAACACUAUGUUUCACAAGAGGCAUUGUGGAGGUUGUGGUAACAAGUGCCAGAAAGGAAGUGCUUGUGUCUAUGGAAUGUGCAGCUAUGCAAAUUAAUUAGAGGAUCCAUGCAUGGAGUAGGGAGGACGAUCAUUAAAUUAUUUAUUUGGUUCUCUAGAUAUUACUGUUCAAAUUAUAUCAUUUGAUUGUAGGUGGUGAUUCAUUUUAUUGCAUAGCAAAUAAAGGCUAUUCCAUAUUAGUUGUUUAAGUUGUUUCAUUCUUCCAUUGUUUUAAAUAAAAUUGUACACUUAAUUAUUGUUAUA
This is a messenger RNA of Capsicum annuum, 766 nucleotides long. RefSeq names its product protein GRIM REAPER-like. The record is from RefSeq and is a predicted model, not a curated record. The coding region runs from base 42 to 560 and encodes 172 amino acids. NCBI's taxonomy places the organism in Eukaryota, Viridiplantae, Streptophyta, Magnoliopsida, Solanales, Solanaceae. The transcript has a single exon.